AAUAACAACAAAGUGGAAGAUGGACUUUGACGAGGAGCUCAAUCUUUGUACCACAGGUAAAAGUAUUGUUCCUUCUUCAGGAGAAGCCUCUUCAACGACGUCCCCAAGAACUAUCAAGAAGAUGAGAAACCCUGAUCAUAGAUCCAAACCCUAUUUCCCAUUUUCCUCUCCUUAUUCUAACUCCUUGCCGGCUUUCCCUUUUUCUCUUGACCCAACGAUUCAAAAUCAACAACAACAGCAACUAGGAUACCUUCCUAUUAAUCCUACAAUACAAGGGCAAAACCAAAUGAUCUCGUUUAGUCCUCAACAGCCUCAGCAACAUCAGCAGCAUAUGUUCAAGUAUUGGAGUGACACAUUGAACCUGAGCCCUAGAGGAAGAAUGAUGAUGAUGAACCAAGAAAGUGUCCUGCCUUACAGCUCAACCAAGCUGUAUAGAGGAGUCAGACAACGUCAAUGGGGAAAAUGGGUCGCAGAGAUACGUAAGCCACGGAGCAGAGCACGUCUCUGGCUUGGUACCUUUGACACAGCUGAAGAAGCUGCCAUGGCUUAUGACCUUCAAGCUUUUAAAUUCAGGGGUCAUAAUGCAACACUUAAUUUUCCCGAGCGUUUUGUGAAUAAGGAAAUUGAGCCUAGUGAUUCAGCUGGUGCGUCAAGCUCACUGCAUGAGAAACAACCAGAAACGCGACAGCCGGAGGAACAAAAGGAGGUUAACUUGGAGAGUAAGGAAGUAGCGGUGAGUGAUGGUGUAGUAGAGGAAGGGAUGGCUGAGGCAUGGUUCAAUGCGGUUGCAGCGGGAUGGGGUCCUGAAAGUCCUCUUUGGGAUGAUUUGGACAAUUCUCAGUUCUCACAAAGCUCAACAUCUUCCUCUGCUUCUUGUCCCAUGAGGCCUUUCUCAUUUUAGGUUGUAGUUUAGGGUUUAGCUCAUUAGCAUUUGGAUGGAGACAGUUUUUUGUGAUCUCCCACUCCAUACAUAGUCUAUAUAUAUAUAUGUGUGUGUGUGUGUGUGCCGCUGAUUAUGCUACAUAUAUAGAUGUCCUAUUAGGUCAACGAGUUUGUUUUCUGGCAUUGUAUCUGCACUUCAAUAA
This is a messenger RNA of Brassica oleracea var. oleracea, 1085 nucleotides long. RefSeq names its product ethylene-responsive transcription factor ERF054-like. The coding region runs from base 20 to 901 and encodes 293 amino acids. Gene Ontology annotation, molecular function: DNA binding; DNA-binding transcription factor activity. Lineage: Eukaryota; Viridiplantae; Streptophyta; Magnoliopsida; Brassicales; Brassicaceae. The transcript has a single exon. The record is from RefSeq and is a predicted model, not a curated record. Gene Ontology annotation, biological process: regulation of DNA-templated transcription.